Suillus fuscotomentosus is the source of this 809-nucleotide messenger RNA. RefSeq lists its product as uncharacterized. The transcript is spliced from 5 exons. Lineage: Eukaryota; Fungi; Basidiomycota; Agaricomycetes; Boletales; Suillaceae. The record is from RefSeq and is a predicted model, not a curated record. Bases 119 to 733 code for a protein of 204 amino acids.
GUGGAUAGUCACGGUGAACACCAGUCAUUUCCACCUCUGCUGCGUUACAACUCAGGUACCUUAUUGUAGGGAGUUCCACAGCUGUUUCGUCGGUGCACUCUCGCAUGCAGCCACAUCUAUGGUCUAUUGUUCAUGUGCUACGACGCUUUAUCUUGUCACCACUUUUCCACUAGUGCUUAAGCCUCCACACUCUACCUUCCACAUUUUUCCACUACGUUUGUAUCGUAUAAGACGCCAUGUUUUAUCGCCACUCACUCAUCAUCUCCCACCGCCAGUUGCCAUCUCUCAAAGUCCUACUCUUCUCCUUACAUCUUUUAUUUCUACUCGAAUCAUGGAACAAGUGUGUUCAAACCUAAAGUGCUCUGCAGUCAUCCCGAUCCCGGAGGGUCAAGAAGUAGCAAUGUUCGACCGUAAGUCAAUUUGCGAAAAGUGCUAUGGCAAACCCAUUUGCGCAAAGUGCGACCGUUUGUUGCACGCGCCGCUCCCGAUUAUCCCCGCAAGACAAAUUGUGCCAGUAUAUGAAGAACCAGAGGCUUGCCAGAUUGAAGCAACCCACGCGUAUCUCCCGAGACCCAAGCCGGGCUACGCGAUUAGGCGUGUACAAGUCCCCGACGGGGAGGGUGGUAUGCGGUACGAGUACAUUUCUCGCCGUGUGGAACGGCACACCCACGCCAAGCUGGUGAACCGUGUCAAAAAGUUAUUUCAUUUGACCCAGCGGGGCUCUCAGAACUAGGUGCUGAAUGUUUGCACCGAUUAUUAACCAUUCUGGACCGUAUUUUUAUGUCUACCUAUUAUGUAUGCACAACACC